Messenger RNA from Geodia barretti, 1188 nucleotides. NCBI's taxonomy places the organism in Eukaryota, Metazoa, Porifera, Demospongiae, Tetractinellida, Geodiidae. The record is from the annotation of a GenBank genome assembly.
CUGACAACCAACAGCCAGGCUAAAUGUCGCUGCAAUCAGCCGGUACCGUUCUCUGCGAGCCGACCCGUCUCUACAACAUCCUCACACAGGCAAGAGAGCACCAAGAUUGGCACCCAUUACGUCGUCUCUUUCUUCCGUCUCUCUCUGAACAAACAGUGCGACAGGUCUCCAGCUGUGGUGGAUGAGACCUACCUCCUACUGUUGGACACUAGGAGCAAUGAUGACUACAACGAAGGACACAUUCAACUUGCCAAGCUGGCAAAAAAGAGCACCACCAAUAACGACGACUCCAAGUACAGGAUUCCAUUUGGUGCUCACCUCCCCACCUGUCUUCACUGUGUGGUCUAUGACGGCAAUACUGUCUCAGUCAUUGAAGACACUCCAGCCACUCGACUGGCAAACCAGCUAGCAGCCAGUGGCAACAAAAACCCAGUCCUCGUAUUGAAAGGUGGAUAUGAGAGAUUCUCAGCAGAGUAUCCCUUCCUGAGAACACAGAAAAUAAUGUACACACCAAUGGAGCUGAACAAUCUGCCGUUCUAUCCCUCCGAAAUCAUGCCGCUGUUCCUGUAUCUCGGAGACCACAGACACGCCUACAACGCCUCGCUGAACUAUGACCUCAAGAUACACACCCACGUUAGGCUGGGUAACGAGCGGGAGCUCCCCCCUGCCCUCCCCGAGUCAACCGAGGAGCUCCACGUUGACGUGGAGGACGCGCCACAGUCGGACUUGGGGUCUCACUUCGGCAAGAUUAUCGAGUUUAUCGAGGAUCAUCGUAAGAAGUCGGAGCGUGUGUUGGUGUUCAGUGAGCUGGGAAUCAGUCGCGCUGCCACUGCUGUCAUGGCCUACCUCAUCCACAGAAACAAGUGUAGCUUCAAGGAAGCCUACAGUCGUGUAGAAUCGUGCAGACAGCAGAUCCGGCCACUGGCAGUGUUCAAAGACCAACUGGUUCAGUGGGAGGCACGGGUUCUGAGACCAACACACACCUAGCACCAUGAUGCCACUCUCCACACACUUUCUCCUGCAUAAUACUCUCUGUUAUAUACACAUUACAUCAUGCAUAAUUGCAAAAGGUUCCUCCCUCCAUGUGAAGGGCUGUUGUACAACCAUCCCAUAUUGUUACAUAACACAGAGUCUAUGAGUGCAUGUCAAAAUUCAAGCAUGCAUGUGUCUCAAGAGUUACAUAAAGCC